AUGAAAAAAAAAAUAUUAUUGAGUUUAAUCUUAAAAGAAAUAAUUUUACUUGAUUCUGCAUUAAUAGAAAAUGAGGAAGAAAUUUAAAAUCUGAACUAUUUUAUUCUCUAACUAUUGAUUUUGAAGGAUAAAAAAGAAAGAAAAACGAAGCAACAUAAAAAUAAUAAUAUAUGUAUUUAAGGCAUUAAUUAACUGUUAAAAAGCAAGGUAGACUUAAAUCAUUAUAAAAUUAGCUUAAUAGUACAUAAAUGAAUAGCAAAAUUUAUAACAGCAAUCCUAUCUUUAUUUAUAAGAGACAAGGGAACAGUUAAUUACUAAUAAUAUGA
Molecule: messenger RNA, 326 nt
Organism: Paramecium octaurelia
Lineage: Eukaryota; Ciliophora; Oligohymenophorea; Peniculida; Parameciidae
Source: the annotation of a GenBank genome assembly